CCGCCUCCCGCGCUCGCCACCGCGGCGGCCGAGGGCUACUCGCGCCGCCGCCCCGCUCGCCCGCCGCCCGCCCUCCGCCCGCCGCGGCCCCGCGGCGCGGGCCCGCCGCAGCGCAGCCGCUCUGAGUGACUCUUGAUGGAAGAACACGGAGUGAGCCAGGCAGAGCACAUGGCUACCAUCGAGGCCCACGCCGUGGCCCAGCAGGUGCAGCAGGUGCACGUGGCCACCUACACAGAGCACAGCAUGCUGAGCGCCGACGAGGACUCGCCCUCCUCGCCCGAGGACACGUCCUACGACGACUCCGACAUCCUCAACUCCACGGCUGCCGACGAGGUCACCGCUCACCUGGCGGCUGCAGGCCCUGUGGGGAUGGCAGCAGCUGCUGCUGUGGCAACAGGGAAGAAAAGGAAGCGACCUCACGUUUUUGAGUCCAACCCUUCCAUUCGCAAGAGGCAACAGACACGUUUGCUCAGGAAGCUCCGGGCCACGCUGGAUGAGUACACCACCAGAGUGGGGCAGCAGGCCAUCGUCCUGUGCAUCUCACCAUCCAAACCCAACCCUGUCUUCAAAGUAUUCGGUGCUGCACCCUUGGAGAACGUAGUACGCAAGUACAAGAGCACCAUCCUGGAAGACCUGGAGUCGGCGCUGGCUGAGCACGCUCCGGCCCCUCAGGAGGUGAACUCAGAGCUGCCACCCCUCACCAUCGAUGGCAUCCCCGUCUCCGUGGACAAGAUGACCCAGGCACAGUUGAGAGCCUUCAUCCCCGAGAUGCUGAAGUAUUCCACGGGUCGUGGGAAGCCAGGCUGGGGCAAGGAGAGCUGCAAACCCAUCUGGUGGCCUGAGGACAUUCCGUGGGCAAAUGUCCGCAGCGAUGUCCGCACGGAGGAACAGAAGCAGCGGGUGUCCUGGACCCAGGCCCUACGGACCAUCGUGAAGAACUGCUACAAGCAGCACGGGCGCGAGGACCUGCUCUAUGCCUUCGAGGACCAGCAGACCCCGCAGACCACGACCACGCACAGCAUCGCCCACCUGGUGCCCUCCCAGACCGUGGUACAAACCUUCAGCAACCCUGACGGCACCGUGUCCCUCAUCCAGGUUGGCACUGGUGCCACAGUGGCCACGCUGGCCGACGCCUCCGAGUUGCCCACCACAGUCACCGUCGCACAAGUCAAUUAUUCUGCAGUGGCUGAUGGAGAGGUGGAGCAGAACUGGGCGACGCUACAGGGAGGGGAGAUGACCAUCCAGACGACGCAGGCCUCGGAGGCCACGCAGGCGGUGGCCUCGUUAGCCGAGGCGGCGGUGGCAGCGUCGCAGGAGAUGCAGCAGGGAGCCACUGUCACCAUGGCACUCAACAGUGAAGCCGCUGCCCACGCCGUAGCCACGCUGGCCGAGGCCACCCUUCAAGGAGGGGGACAGAUUGUCCUGUCUGGGGAAACUGCAGCAGCUGUUGGGGCACUCACUGGAGUCCAGGAUGCCAAUGGGCUUGUGCAGAUCCCGGUGAGCAUGUACCAGACCGUGGUGACCAGCCUGGCCCAAGGCAAUGGGCCGGUGCAGGUGGCGAUGGCACCGGUGACCACGAGGAUAGCGGACACUGCGGUCACCAUGGACGGGCAGGCGGUGGAGGUUGUCACUCUGGACCAGUGACGGAGCAGCGGCAUCCUGACCAUUCUCCUCUUCUCUCAGUUUUUUUACGCCUCUCCAGAGAUGCAAUCAGGUGGCAUUUGAGUCUCUUUGGAAAACAAAAGGUUUUGUUGACCUUUUUCUCUCUUUUUUUUUUUUUUUUUUAAAUGAGAAAAAUAGAAAAAAAACCACAAAAAACAAAACAACAAAAAAACCACAAAAAACAAACAAACAAAAAAAACCCAAAAAAAAAAAAAAAUCCUGGCAGAGGAUGUGUGUAAAGUGCAUUUUUCUAGCACCACUCUGCUGUCUCGGAGGAGCGAGAAGCCAAAUUGUGACAAGACUUUGAUUCCGAGGAGGUUGAAAAGAAAAUAAAAAUAAAGCCACCCUUUAUGCCCCAUUUUCCCCCAUUUGGGAUUGAGCAGGAGGAGGCUGAGGGGCAGCACGGACACCCUCAGCCAGCACUGACCUCGACAGCAAAUUAGGUAUCAAAGAUUUUAAAAUGGUCUUUUGUACUCAUUAAAAACCCUCCCUGGAAAAAAAGAAAACAUAAAAAAAACCAAACAACCCAACAAACGACAAAAAAAAAAAAGAAGUUUGGGAGAAAAAAAAAAAAAAAAGACUCCUCUCCUGGGAAAAGGAAAAAAAAAAAAAAAUUGGAAUGCAUGUGUGACUGCAGGGGGGUGGAGACCUCCUGAAGGGAUGAUGCUCUUCCAGGAGCCUGCUGGAGGAUCCGCGCCCCGCUCGGCUCCCCUUGGUGCACACUGGAGACCUGUUCCUACUUCUCUGCUCUUGUACCUGCCAUUUUACAUCCCUGGGGUUUUUUGGAUUUUUUUUCUUUAUUAUUAUUAUUAUUGUUGUUGUUGUUGUUGUUGUUAUUAUUAUUUCCCAGAAGCGCCUCUAAAGGGGCUCUGGUUGCGUCCCCCCCAUCCUGUUUUUUUCCCACCACAUUCCCAGGAUUUCCCUCAGCAAGGAGCUGCCUUGGGCUCAUCCCAAUUCCCUGCUGAUCUCUCCUCCUGCAAUUCCCACUGAAAUAUUCCCCUGAAGGGGGGGAUGCCAGUGAGACCCUUCCCUUUGGGGGCCCCUCUUUACCCCAACCCUCUGCCCCAUCCUGGUCCUGCCCUGUGCCUCUUCCAGCACAGUUUUAACCCCAAAAUCCUUCCCAGGAGGGUUCAAAAAAGCCUUUGGGGGGUGGGAUGAGGUGUUUUUGGGGGGGCAGAUUUUACUCAGCAUCCCUGUGGGCCAAACCCUUGUGCCCAACCAACACCCCCCCCCCCCAAGCAAGCACUUCCCAUGGGAUCUAAUUUUUGGGGUUAUUUUGGGGUUUUUUUUAUUAUGAUUUCCAAGUGGCCGUUCAAGUUCUCUACAUCUCUCUCUGCCUUCAAGGAAGUUUUCAGAUUCUUGUAUUUACUUGUUUUAUAUGGGGGGGGAGGGAAACAAAAGAAAAAAACAAAAAACACCACAAAAACAAACCUAUCAAAUGUUCUUUGUACACAGUUCUUCAGUCCUUUUUGCGAGGGGAGGGAGUUCUUUCCAUAGAAACAGUCCUGGUUCUCCAAGUUAUGAAAUUUCUUGGAUUUUUUUCUUUUCUAAUGAUUAUUUUUUUAUUGUCGUUGUGAAGAUGUCGGUGGCUUUUCAAGUCAGUGUUACUUUGGCAAUGAAAUAUUUUAGCCCCCACCCCCCAAAAAGAAAGACAAAAACCAGGCAAAUAGCAGAGCAUGGACCUCCCCCUUGUUUUCCCAGUGUCUAUUAUUGCCUCAUUCAAUAAAUUGUUACAAA
Molecule: messenger RNA, 3399 nt
Organism: Cinclus cinclus
Lineage: Eukaryota; Metazoa; Chordata; Aves; Passeriformes; Cinclidae
Gene: NRF1
Product: nuclear respiratory factor 1
Exons: 11
Coding region: 136-1644 (502 amino acids)
Biological process (GO): regulation of transcription by RNA polymerase II
Cellular component (GO): nucleus
Molecular function (GO): DNA-binding transcription factor activity, RNA polymerase II-specific; RNA polymerase II cis-regulatory region sequence-specific DNA binding
Source: RefSeq, a predicted model, not a curated record